AUGCCUCGGCAAUUAAGACAAUUGUUUGAAAUAAUACUUAUCCACUGUGAACCUUCUGAUCCUUUUACUUUGUGGACAAGGUACAAGGGUUCUAUGUGUGAGGAUUAUCUUCGCCAAAUGAACGAGGAUCAAGCUGAGUACAGGGUGCUUCAAGAUAUUCAUUCUGUACUUAGACAAUCUGGUAAAUCUCUUACUGAUUUUAAUCUUCCAAGUUUAGAUGAAAUACCUCCAGCUGAAAACAUUGAUGUAGCUUUGGAGGCUGAAAGAGCUUCUCAACUGAGGGCUCAACUUACUGAAGAACAGACAGCACUGGCUGAUGCAGUUAUAGAAGCGGUUUUAAAUGUUGCUAACAAUACAGCCCAAAAUAACCGUUUGUUUUAUUUAGAGGGUGCUGGUGGCAGUGGUAAAACCUUUACUUAUAAUUACCUUAUUUCCGAAAUUUCAGGUAGAGGUUUUCAAGCUGGAACUGCUGCAUUUACUGGUAUAGCAGCAACUCUUUUAAAAAACGGUACCACUAUACAUAAGUUAUUUCAGUUACCAGUUCCUAUUUUGGAAAACAGUACAUGCAGAACUCCGGUGUCUGCUUAUGCUGUUGAGCUACGGCAAAAAAAUCUCUUUUUACUUGAUGAAUCUUCCAUGAUUCCCAAGCAUGCUUUCCAUGCAAUAGAUCGUCUUCUUCGAGACAUUUGCAAUAGCGAACUUCCAUUUGGAGGUAAAGUUGUUCUUUUAGGUGGUGAUUUUUCACAAUUAUUGCCUGUUGUCAGAAAAGGAAAACCAACUGAAAUUGUUGACAUGUGCCUAAAAAGUUCUCCACUAUGGCACUUGGUUACAGAAUUUAAAUUAACUCACAACAUGAGAACGAGGCCAGGAGAACAAGAAUUUGCUGCAUGGCUUCUGCAACUUGGAAAAGGUGUUUUACCAGUUCGGGAACAACCACCGUUUCAAGGUGCAAUUGAAGUGCCAUCCAAUUGUGUGUUACAACAAAAUCAAUGUAUUGUUAAUACUUUGUUUAGGGAUUUUCACCCAGAAAAUAUGGCAUCAUCUGUAAUACUAACACCUACAAAUGAUGAUUCACUUAUAAUUAAUGAUCAGGUGUUGGAGUUGUUGCCGGGUGAAGAAAAAAUUUAUUUUAGUGCAGAUGAUGUUGUGUGUGAUGAUGAGGAGGAACGGAAUCAAUAUCCGGUGGAAUUUUUAAAUAGUAUCACACCUUCAGGUAUGCCUCCUCAUUGUCUUAAAUUAAAAUCGGGUGCCAUUGUUAUGUUAUUAAGAAACAUAAACAUAAAUAAAGGCUUAUGUAAUGGCACUCGCCUAACUGUAAGAUAUCUUUACGACAACUGUGUCGAUGCUAAAGUACUCACUGGCAAUGCUAUUGGAGAUAGGGUACUUAUUCCAAGGGUGCAACUUGCACCUUCGGAUACAGGUAUGCCUUUUGUUUUGCGUCGCAGACAGCUUCCACUAAGGCUUUCUUAUGCUAUGACAAUAAACAAGGCACAAGGUCAAACCUUUGAAAAGGUUGGUAUAUUGUUGCGCAGGCCUUGUUUUUCUCAUGGUCAGUUGUAUGUUGCUUUUUCUAGAGCAAGGGCAUUUGAUGAUGUUAGAGUAAGUAUUGUUCCCCCAUCCAAGCAAGGGUUUUUUAAUGGGAAAUGUUACUCUCAAAAUAUUGUUUACCGUCAAGUUCUCACAUAAAUAAUAUUUAAAAUUACCAGAAUCACAAGUUCUCACAUAAUUCUGUUAAUUUUGAAUAUUGUUAAAAAGUUCAUUUUAAAGACACUAAUGUUACAUACCUACAGUUGGUUAUCAUUUUUUUACUGAUAGCGUAUGUAUAACUGUUAAGGUGAUGUCUCAUUAAAUGAACUAGGAGUACUUAUGAUUCUGUUACUUUUAAAUAUUAUCAAAAAGUUCAUUUAAAGACACUAAUGUCUCAUACCUACAGUUGGUUAUCAUUUUUUUACUGAUAGCGUAUGUAUAACUGUUAAGGUGAUGUCUCAUUAAAUAAACUAGAAGUACUUAUUUAAACGUAGAAUCUUUAGAGAAACAAAAUUCAGCAAUUUCCAGAUUUUAGGCUAAAUUGCGAAAGUUAUUUCAAUCUUUAUAUUUUUAAUUACUCAUUACCUGCAUUCUUUCAAUAACAUAAUAUUUAAUUUUUUGGCAUUGCUAAUGCAACUUUUCAUUUCGUGCAUGUUCAUAAUAGCCUUAACUUAAAUUCUAAAUAACAGACUCUGUAAAUACUCCAUCGUAAUGGUUUUAUGAUAACCUCCCAAAUGAAAAUCUCGCACAAUUUAAAGGUAAUUAUUUAACCUUAAUUUUUUUUGACCAUUUUUUUAAAUACAUCUUAACGUUUUGUUUUUAGGUGAUGUACAAAAUUGCUCUAUUAAUUACAAUCCUUAAAGGUAGUGGCUGCUACAAAAUUUAAAGUUAGUUUACAUAAAGAAAACAUGUUAUUAUUAACGAAUUUCAGGUUAAAAUUUAAUAAAUACAAAGUACCAGUGCAAUGUUGUUCUUUUAAAUUUGAGAGUUUCCUCCUCGUGUAGCUACAUUAGUUCGCCAUAUUGUAAACACGACCGCGCAUGAAUGCGAGGCUUUUCUAAUAUGUCCCCGCCUACGUCAGUGUCCAGGUUCAAAAUCGGGACCGAAAACAUGGGGAAUGUAUGAAGAACAAAUUUAAUUUGUAAUGCCGAAGAUUUAAAAAUUAACCCCCGGCUACGAGCCAGACGCUUUCGAAUAAAAAAUGUAUCGUCUGCGAUAAGUAUUUUUGGAUCGUGAAAGGCUAUUGACAGACUGCAAAAAUAGAAAUCACAAAUUAAUAACAUGAAUCCUUAAAUUUAUUUAACGGAAAUAAGUAAAUUUAUCUGUCAAAGUAUGUAAUGUAAUGUCAUACAUAAACAAGCAAUAGAAUAAUUUUAUUUUUAUUUUUUCUUAAACAUUUUUGAAUGCCGUGGGUUUUAAACAAUGCGAAACGUUGAAGAUUAUGCUAGUAUGAACACACACUUUAAGCACAGACCAAACAUCUAUCCGGUCGGGACGGAACUGUUAUAAAAAACACUAAAAAAAACGUGGAUACGAAGUUGCUAGACAGUUUAUCAUAAGCAAAGAUAUGUCCCAAAAUUAUCAGUUUAAGAACGAACAUGUCUUGGUGCUCAGCGUUCGGUUGCAGCAAUAAUAGUAAACGCGACAAAGAAAAGUUUUUUUCGUCUACCAGGAGAUCGAAAUGUACGAAAUGCCUGGGUAAAAGCUAUAAACAGAACAGAAUUGCCGAAAAAAGUUCUCUUAUGUUCUGAUCACUUUACGGAGAACUGUUUCGAUAAAAGCUGGAGCCUUCAAAAUGAAUUGU
Messenger RNA from Hydractinia symbiolongicarpus, 3331 nucleotides. RefSeq names its product ATP-dependent DNA helicase PIF1-like. Lineage: Eukaryota; Metazoa; Cnidaria; Hydrozoa; Anthoathecata; Hydractiniidae. The transcript has a single exon. Bases 1 to 1686 code for a protein of 561 amino acids. Gene Ontology annotation, biological process: telomere maintenance; DNA repair. Gene Ontology annotation, molecular function: DNA helicase activity. The record is from RefSeq and is a predicted model, not a curated record.